AUGUUCUUCUGGAUGUUACUACUUUUUACAGUGUUAGUUAUUUUCAUCGUUAAAAUACAUCAGCAAGUUACUUAUGGAAUAUGUCGGUCAAACGCUCAUAUGGUCGGAAAAGUGGUAAUUAUAACAGGAGGUAGCAGUGGGAUAGGAUUGGAAACAGCAAAGAAUUUGGCUGACCGUGGUGCUAAAAUAAUAAUCGCCUGUCGGAGUGUGCGUCGUGCUGCUUUAGCUAAAGAAGAAAUAAUUAAAUAUACUGGCAAUACAAGUAUUCAUUGUAUGCAACUAGAUUUGUCUUCAUUACGCUCUGUUCGGGAAUUUUGCAAAAAUAUACUAAAGACAGAAAAGCGUCUGGAUGUUCUUAUAAAUAACGCUGCGGCUGGUGGUCUUGGAAAUGGAAAAACAGAAGAUGGACUGCACAAAGGAAUGCAAGUGAAUUACUUUGGGCCGUUUUUGCUUACUUGUUUAUUGUUACCUCUCUUAAAAUCUUCAGCGCCGAGCCGUAUCAUAAACGUAUCAUCAGAUAUGCACAAAUAUGGGGAGAUGGACUUUGAGAAUUUGAACAUGGAAAAAUAUUGGAGUGAUCAUUUAGUAUACGCAAACAGUAAGCUAUUUCUGAAUCUCAUGACUUUAGAACUUAGUCGUAGAUUAAGAGGUACUAAUAUUAUUGUAAACGCUUUGCAUCCAGGUGUAACUGGAACCAAUCUAUAUAGAAACAUUAAAAAUUCGACUGUUCAAAAUUUAGUUAAGAAAAUGGUUAAUUUUUUCAAUAAAGACCCCUGGGAAGCUUCUCAAACAUCUGUGUAUUUGGCAGUUUCUCCAGAAGUGGCCAAUUUAAGUGGUCGUUAUUUUAGAGACUGUCGAGAAAAACAACCUUCUCAGUUGUCACUAGAUUUAGAACUGGCUAAGAGAUUAUGGACUGAAUCAGAAAGACUAGUAGAUUUUACACUACCCAUCUAUUAA
Molecule: messenger RNA, 957 nt
Organism: Parnassius mnemosyne (clouded apollo)
Lineage: Eukaryota; Metazoa; Arthropoda; Insecta; Lepidoptera; Papilionidae
Source: the annotation of a GenBank genome assembly